AUGACGUCUCUGCUCCUGCUGCUCGGGUGUCUCGCCGCCGUGCACGCCCCCCCACCUGAGCAGGUGAGAUGGUGCGUGAAGUCGGAGGAAGAAUAUCGGAAAUGUUUGGAUCUUGCAGCUGCAGCUCCCACCUUCACCUGUGUUACAAAAUAUAACACCCUGGAGUGCAUCGUUGCCAUCAAGGCUGAUGAAGCAGAUGCCAUCACUGUGGACGGCGGGGACAUUUACACUGCUGGACUAAGCAACUAUGACCUGCAGCCCAUCAUUGCUGAAGACUAUGGCUCCUCUUCAGAGACCUGCUACUAUGCUGUUGCUGUGGUGAAAAAGGGAGGUGGAUUUGGCAUCCGAGACCUCAGGGGGAAGAAAUCCUGCCACACUGGUUUGGGGAAAUCUGCAGGCUGGAACAUUCCCGUUGGCACUCUGGUGGCCAUGGACAUAAUUGAGUGGGCUGGCAUUGACGAUAAACCUGUGGAGGAGGCGGUGAGCAGCUUCUUCCAGGCCAGCUGUGUCCCGGGUGCAGCCAGAGGGUCCAAGCUGUGCCAGCUGUGCAAAGGAGACUGCUCCAGGUCCCACGCAGAGCCUUACUACGACUACUCCGGAGCCUUCCAGUGUCUGGCAGAAAAUGCUGGGGAUGUGGCUUUUGUGAAGCAUCUCACUGUACCUGAUGCCCAGAAGCCCCACUACGAGCUCCUGUGCAAGGACGGCACCAGAGCGCCUGUUGAUGGCUAUAAAACCUGCCACCUAGCUAAAGUGCCGGCUCAUGCUGUCAUCAGCCGCAAGGACCAACAGCUGGCCAGCUUAAUCUGGAAGAGUCUUAGCGACGUCCAGAACUUUGACCUCUUCUCCUCCGAAGCCUAUUCCCCUGCCAAGGAUCUGAUGUUCAAGGAUGCAACCCAGAGGCUGGUGCAGGUGCCUCCGCACACAGACUCCUUCCUGUAUCUGGGGGCUGAAUACAUGAGUAUAAUCCGGUCCAUUACGAAAGAGCGGGCCCCAAGAAACUCAACUAUUAGAUGGUGUGCUGUGGGCCAUGCUGAGACUCAAAAGUGUGCCGUGUGGAGCAUCAGCAGCGUGUCCAACACUGCAUCCAUUGAGUGCAGGAAUGCCUCCACUGUAGAGCGGUGCCUCCAAAAGAUUAUGCGUGAAGAGGCUGAUGCUGUGUCGGUGGAUGGAGGACAGGUGUACACUGCUGGGAAGUGUGGUCUGGUUCCUGCCAUGGUGGAGCAGUUAGAGUCAGUUAAAUCCACAUCUUCAGCAGAUGGCUCGUCCUCUUACUACGCUGUCGCUGUGGUGAAGAAGGGCUCGGGGGUGACCUGGGCCAACCUGAGGGGGAAGAAGUCUUGCCACACGGGGGUCGGUAGGACUGCUGGCUGGAACGUCCCCAUGGGUCUCAUCUACAACGAAACUCGUGACUGUAACUUCACUAAGUUCUUCAGUAGCGGCUGUGCCCCUGGAGCUGCUGCUGACUCCCCCCUCUGCAGAGCGUGUAAAGGCAGUGGUGGAGCCGUGGGCAACGAGGCCAAGUGCAAACCCAGCGCUGAAGAGCUUUACUACGGCUAUGCUGGUGCCUUUAGAUGCCUGGCUGAGGAUGCUGGUGACGUUGCCUUCAUUAAACACACAACCGUUCAGGAAAACAGUGAUGGUAGUGGUCCUGACUGGGCUCAGAGUCUGAGAUCUUCUGACUUCGAGCUGAUCUGCCCUGGUCAGGGCCCGGUGCCCAUCACCCACUUCACCUCUUGUCACUUGGCUAAAGUGCCUGCUCACGCCGUGGUGACUCGCCCAGAGACCCGCGCUCGGGUCGUCGCAACCCUCCAGGUCCAGCAGACCCUGUUUGGUACCGGUGGCAGUGACUCCUCAUUCAGGAUGUUCCAGUCAGAGAAUGGAAAGAACCUCCUCUUCAAGGACUCCACCAAGUGUCUCCAGGAGGUUCCAGCAGGAAAAACUUACGGGACCUUUUUGGGAGAAGAGUACAUGACUGCCAUGAGCUCACUCAGACACUGCAGUGAAAGUGUUUCAGAUCUGGAGAAAUCUUGCACUUUCCACUCCUGUCAGAGAAUCUAGAGGUGACUUGGAUGGUGCCUUGCUUCAGUUGGAUCUAAUUAUUUCAAAUGAUGAACCCAAAGUUCAUCCAGUCUAAACUCCAACUAUAGUGUAACAAACUACAGCUUUCAAAUCCAGUCAAG
Messenger RNA from Cololabis saira (Pacific saury), 2180 nucleotides. RefSeq names its product serotransferrin-like. Gene Ontology annotation, biological process: antibacterial humoral response; iron ion transport. Bases 1 to 2058 code for a protein of 685 amino acids. The transcript has 17 exons. Lineage: Eukaryota; Metazoa; Chordata; Actinopteri; Beloniformes; Belonidae. The record is from RefSeq and is a predicted model, not a curated record. Gene Ontology annotation, cellular component: plasma membrane; extracellular region; recycling endosome.